CUUUCUCGUGCUAGGGGUCACGGGCCAUUUGUCUACCGAAGCUGGCAGCGACAACCUAUUUACAAUAGCUUGCAACCACGUCUGCAUGUCGGUUUUUAUCACUGCAAGAAACACGAUCACUCAUCUCCCCAUCUGAACCCAUACAACGAACUUGACCAAAAUAUCGUGCUGUCUCUACAAAAGCCCACUGACCUCAACCUUGUCCCAAUCGCCAACGUCAAAGCAGCCAUUCUCCCUAAUAGAAACAAUGGAUCUCAGAAACAUAUUGACCCCCAGCUAUCCCAUACAGGGUGGUUCUUUAGCGUGGAAAGGGCACCAACGCCUCACGAAAGAGACGAAAAUCCAAGUCUGCGAGAUACUGCAAGCCAGGGACGACAUGGACUCCCUCCACAGCCUCGCGGCGGUCAGCAAAGAGUUUUACACGAUCGCAACAGGGCUGUUCCAGCAGACCGUCACGCUAGAGCCGACAGACACCUCGAUCCGCCAUCUCAAAAUCUGCAUGGAGAAUCCGGGACUCGCCCGACGCGUGCGCCGGAUCGUUAUCAAGUCGGUGCACCCGGCCUUUGACGCACUAGGUGUCUGGCCGUACCGAUUCCCCGGCCAACACGGCGACGAACACGCCCAGGACUGGGAGGCGGUCGUCGCAGACCUCCACCGCCUGCCGGCCCUCGAGAGCGUCGUGUUGACGUUUACGACGCUCUGUGCGGACCAGCGUGACGAUCCGGACGAGGAGCAGCCCGUCACGUACAUUUGCGAGCCACCCGAGGUCCGAAACUGGAUCCUCAAAGUGGUUUUUGACGCCCUCGCUGCCAUCAACGACAUUCCAGGCCGACGCAUUGUCUCCUUUACUGUGAUGAACCUUCAAAACAAGAUCCAUGAAGCGGCGAGCUUACCGGCCUUCACAUCCGUCAUCUCGCGGCUCCGUGAACUACGCGUCGAAGUCGUGACCGAGGUGAUACCGCACCUUGGCUCGCGACCGGGCGAGGAGGAGGACAAGAAGGAGUACUGGGAGCUGGACAUGCAGAUCCGGCUCAAUUUCUGGGCCGACUUCAACAGAUUCUGGCUGGCGCCCGCACAGGCAACCCUUCAGCGGCUCUCGGUGUCUUGCUUGGACCCCUUUGGCGUCGUGCCGCGCUGGGACCUGUCGGCGUUGCACUUCCCGCACCUCCAGCACCUCGAGCUCGAAAGGUUCACCUUCUCGUACCGUUCGCAGGUGGAGUGGAUCGCGGCGCACAAGACGCUGCGGACGCUGUGGCUGCACGGCUGCCCCAUCGUGCAGCAGUGGCGCACCCGCGGCGAGUACGAGAGCGAGCUGGAUGUUGGGGCGCUGGUUCUGCACAGCGCGCAGCCGCGGACCCUGUAG
Messenger RNA from Pyricularia oryzae 70-15, 1363 nucleotides. RefSeq lists its product as uncharacterized. The coding region runs from base 248 to 1363 and encodes 371 amino acids. The record is from RefSeq and is a predicted model, not a curated record. NCBI's taxonomy places the organism in Eukaryota, Fungi, Ascomycota, Sordariomycetes, Magnaporthales, Pyriculariaceae. The transcript has a single exon.